GGCGCUGCCGUCAUCUGACUGAGUUGGGCGACACCAGGAAGACGCAGCUGUUAUGACAGUAAAUGAACAGGAUAAACACGUUGAAAUAAAAUCUCAAUGAACCGCUUAUAACAACUCAUAGCUCGUAAAACAAACACCUCCGGUACCUUAAACCUGCUGUUUUGGAUCGGUUACUAUGGAGGAGACGAACAGAGAGGCUGUUGCCACGGCAGUGCAGAGGGUUGCUGGGAUGCUGCAGCGCUCGGACCAGCUGGACAAAGUGGAGCAGUACAGACGGAGAGAGGCGCGCAAGAAAGCAUCUGUGGAAGCAAGAUUAAAGGCUGCUAUUCAGUCUCAGUUGGAUGGGGUACGAACAGGCCUCACGCAGCUCCAUAACGCACUGUGUGACGUGAAAGACAUCCAGAACUCUCUGGCAGACGUCAGUAAAGACUGGAGGCAGAGCAUCAACACCAUAGAGAAUCUGAAGGAUGUGAAAGAUGCUGUGGUUCAGCACAGUCAGCUGGCUUCAGCCGUCGAGAACCUCAAAAACAUUUUCUCAGUACCUGAGAUCGUACGAGAAACCCACGAUUUGAUCGAGCAGGGUGAGCUGCUUCAAGCUCACCGCAAGCUAAUGGACCUGGAGUGUUCCCGCGAUGACCUCAUGUAUGAGCAGUACCGCAUGGACAGCAAGAACGUCCAUGACAUGAACCUCAUUCGUGGCUACUUCGGCCAGGUGCAGGGCCUGUCAGAAGGACUCUCCAAACAACUCUGGAUGGUCCUCCAGCGCGCCAUGGUCACCGUCCGCCGUGACCCCACAAUGCUGGUGUCUGUGGUCCGAAUCAUCGAGCGCGAAGAGAAGAUCGACCGCAAGAUGCUGGACCGUAAGAAGCAGACUGGGUUCAUCCCACCUGGGAGGCCCAAAUGCUGGAAAAAUCGAAUGAACGAAGUCCUAGAGGGCACCGUGAGCGGUCGCAUCGAGAGCACGCAGUCGGAAACACGCGAGUCCGACAAAAUGUGGCUGGUGAGGUUGCUGGAGAUCACUAGGAAGUACGUUCUGGACGACCUGACCGUGGUGAAGAACCUGAUGGUGCAGUGCUUCCCUCCACACUACAACACCUUCCAGGUGUUCUUCGACCUCUAUCAUAAAUCAGUGUCGGCACGCGUGCAGGAGCUCGCAGCAGAAGAUCUGGAAGCCAAUGAGAUCGUGUCUCUUCUCACAUGGGUCCUCAACACGUAUAAAAGGUGGUACCGAGAGGAGGCGAUCAACUAUAAGGAGGAACAUCUGAAAGAUCGUCAGCUCCCACAAUGCUACGUUCAGUACAUGAUCGCCAUCAUCAACAACUGUCAGACGUUCAAAGAGUCUAUAAAUAGUCUGAAAAGGAAAUACUCUCAGUCGACUGAACCCACUCAGAACGACGCCGCCAUAGACAAGCUCCUGAACGAGGUGGCCAGAGAGGGCUGCCAGUUCCUGCUAGAUGAAGUCUUCCUGGAUUUGGAGCAUCAUCUUAAUGCGCUGCUGACCCGGAAGUGGUUGACAGGCUCUCAUGCUGUAGACACCAUCUGUGUGACCGUGGAAGACUACUUUAAUGACUUUGCCAAAAUUAAAAAGCCUUACAAUCAGGAAAUGACGAGUAAGGCUCAUCGGCGGGUGGUGGUGGAGUAUCUGAAGGCCAUCAUGCAGAAGCGCAUCUCGUUUAAGAACGCCGACGAGAGAAAGGAGGGAGCCGACCGGAUGAUGAAAGAAGCCGAGCAGUUCAAAUUCCUCUUCAGGAAACUUUCUGCUGGAGAGGACACAGACCGGCUGUGUGACGCCAUCGCUGCUAUCGCAGAGGUCUUCAAACUGACCGAUCCUGCGCUGCUCUACCUGGAGGUGUCCACCCUGGUGUCCAAAUAUCCUGACAUCAGAGAGGAGCACAUUGUGGCCCUGUUAGCUGUCCGCGGAGAUGCCAGUCGAGAUAUGAGACAGAUGAUCAUAGAGACUCUGAACCAGAACAAACCAUCCACUUCCUCGGUGUCUCAGCCCGUCUUCAGAGACAUCACUGUGCCAUCCAACACCAUGACCGCCAUGACCUCUAUGACUGUACCCAAACUGCUGAAAUAAUCUGACCUUUGACCCCUAGAGCCUUUACUAAGCCCCUAACAGGCCACAGAACAGAGUAUUGAUUCCCUUAAUGCACUUUUGGAAAUACAUUCGCUGCCAUCUCAAUGGAAACGUCUCAGUGGAUGAUGAUGUGCACUUGAAUGGCAGCAGCUUGUGUUGAGACUGCAGAUGAUUUAUGAUGAUUUGAUGUACAGAAACAUUUUCAGGAUAUUUCUUUCUAGCCUGCCCUUUGUAAAAUGGUUGAUGAAUUAAAGCAGUAGUUCACCCAAAAACAAAAAUCGUAAUCACUCACCCUCAUGCUGUUCCAAACCCAUAUGAUUUUUUUUUCUGUUGUAUAAAUGGAGAUGAUUUAGAGACUGAACAAGCUGUUAUUUUUCCAUAUAAUGCAGCUAUUUUGUAGGUAAUGGAAAAACAACAUAAAAGUGAUCCAUGCAGCUCAUGCACUAUAUUUCAUGUCUUGUAUGUGAAACACAAUUUAAGAAGCUAUAAAUGCACAAGCUUCCAAAUGGCAUUUACUCACACGUUACAUUCAAAUAUGGCACUUCAAGAUGUAAAAUGUGAGUGUUGUUGUUGUUGAUGUUAAUCCUACGAUCAACUGUGGCAAAUAGCAACUUAUUUUGGUCUGUUAAUUGCAUAAAAACUAAAAUAUACUUUCAGCUGACUUGGAAUAUAGUACACAAAUCACAUGGGCUACUUCUGUGCUACUUUUUUGUCAUUUCUGAAUAAUGAUAAUGAGAUUUUUAAACUAUAUAUAGAGAGAGUGUGAUUUUUAUUUUUGGGUGAACUAUCCCUUUAACAAAUCAUGAGGUUGCAUUCAGUUGCUUUUGUGUCAUUCAUUCUCUUAAAUAAUGCAGUCACAAUUUCUUUUUCACUACAGUGCUACACAUUUAUAAGCGUCCUGCUGGCUGCUAUCUGGAACUAUAAUGAACCACUGAAUUCCAUCAUGUCAGUUUUCAUUUCAAUAAAAUCUGGCUUAACACUAAGUGAUCUGAAUGAUUUAUGAUGUUGGCUUAAACUACGGGUCAGAUCUGCCAGCUCAGGAGACACAGGCAGCUUGCCUGACGAUUUAAUUUGUAAUAAUCUCUCUCAUCUCAUUGGCUGAGCACAUGUAUAUAUAUGAGACAAGGGGAGGAGCUCUGAGGGAUUCUCAUGAGUGAGAGAAAAGACGUCCACCGUAGGAUGACAUGCAAUUAAUGCACUUUUCAUGCAGUUUUAUUGAUACAAUGCAAUGUUUUGAAUGGCUGUGUUUAGGUUGUAGUACUAGCAUACUGCUUACGCUUUUAUUUUAAGAAUGAUGUGAAACAUUGUGCAGUAUGUAGUGAAUGUUUCAAACAGCUGCUUUGCUGUCACGUGACCUCAGAAUGUUUAAUUUGGACAGUUGC
Molecule: messenger RNA, 3462 nt
Organism: Sinocyclocheilus anshuiensis
Lineage: Eukaryota; Metazoa; Chordata; Actinopteri; Cypriniformes; Cyprinidae
Product: exocyst complex component 3-like
Exons: 11
Coding region: 176-2080 (634 amino acids)
Biological process (GO): exocyst localization; exocytosis
Cellular component (GO): exocyst
Molecular function (GO): SNARE binding
Source: RefSeq, a predicted model, not a curated record